Cladophialophora immunda is the source of this 3582-nucleotide messenger RNA. RefSeq lists its product as uncharacterized. The coding region runs from base 428 to 3454 and encodes 1008 amino acids. The record is from RefSeq and is a predicted model, not a curated record. Gene Ontology annotation, biological process: positive regulation of transcription by RNA polymerase II; DNA-templated transcription. Gene Ontology annotation, cellular component: nucleus. Gene Ontology annotation, molecular function: zinc ion binding; sequence-specific DNA binding; DNA-binding transcription factor activity, RNA polymerase II-specific. NCBI's taxonomy places the organism in Eukaryota, Fungi, Ascomycota, Eurotiomycetes, Chaetothyriales, Herpotrichiellaceae. The transcript is spliced from 5 exons.
CCCAUGCCCGUGCACUUGGCCGUGCUCUUUCGCUUUCCCUUGUCGUUGGGCGGGCGGAUUUCUCUCGUACGGCUCGUACCAGUUGAAGGGGUUGAUCAAUUCCCAAACCUCUGCCUCUUGCACACGAUAUCAAUUUUUUCCCUUUUUUCUUUUCCUGUCGCUCCUUCUCAGCGAUAUCGCUGUCCUCUUCAAAAGCACAAACCGGAGCUGCGGGGUACCUGGCUCCGAAUCCGGCACCGUCGACCGGCCCUGACAAACUGUCUUUCCCAGACUUUUGUGUGUUUUCCUUUGCGUUUUUUGUAUGCGUCACCAACCCGCAGAGCUCUCCAGCAUCGACCCUCCCGACUUGUGAGCGAAUGAGCGCCACGACUCUCUCCUUUUUUCCAGUGUUUCCUCGCUUGGUUGGCUGCCUGAGGCUGGAGGACGGAUGGGCGACCAAGAACUGAUAACGCCCCAGUCUAUGGGUCGCCCUUCCGACGAGGCUCUGAGAGAUGAACCCUCAACCACGGCCACCGUGGCCACCACAAAUCAUCGUGACGAAAAUGUGUCGGGAUCGCGGCCCGAGUCUCCUUCAGCUGAGACACCACCUAGUGACUCGGGGACAAAGCCAACCGCCCCUAUGCAGAAGCGACGACGGGUAACCCGUGCUUGUGAUGAGUGUCGUCGCAAAAAGAUCAAGUGUGAUGGCAAACAGCCUUGCACCCAUUGCACCGUCUACAGCUAUGAAUGUACAUACGAUCAACCUUCCAAUCGAAGACGAAAUCCCGCCCCGCAGUAUAUCGAGGCUUUGGAGCAGAGGCUGCAGAAGGCCGAGUCAAUCCUGCGCUCUGUGUUACCGGGGCUCGACCUUGACGAUCCCAAAUUUGACGCGCGAAGCGUGGAACAGCUGAUCGAGGCAGGUCGUGCAAACACCACCGCCAGCUCCACCGCCAACGUCGGCGCAAAUGUCAACGUCAACGGCAACGGCAAUGGCAAUGGCAACGGAAAUGCAAAUGCGAGACCGCCAGCCGACCCUCCAAAACCCGAAGACGAUGCUCAACUCCAGUCGAUGGUUGACCGAACGGGCUCGUUGGAUCUCGAUGAUCACGGCAAUUGGGAUUUUCAUGGCCAUUCCUCUGGUUACGUCUUCAUGAGAAAAUUCCGCGCGCAAUUUGGCGACCAGUUCCUGGCAGAGUACCGUCAUCCCAGCAAAAACCGCACCAUCGCCCAGAUCCUUGAGUCACCGAAAUCAGCAAACUCAUCUCCGAUCGACUUCAGCCUCCCCCAUCAUAUUGAUCUGCCUCCUCGAGAGGUCGCCAUUGAGUUGUGUCGCAACACUCUGGACGACUGCUGCGCCCUUAUGCGUCCUAUACACCGACCGACAUUCUUCAAGCGACUCCACGCAGUAUACGACACCGAUCCCGAGCAAUAUAACAAUCGUCAUGUUCAAUUCCUCCCUCAACUUUACGUGGUCAUGGCUGUCGGCUGCCUAUUCUCCAAGACAGAGAAUGAGAACACAAUGCUGGAUCUGAAAGGCUACAAGGAGGCAAUCGAACAAGGAUAUCAAUACUUUAGUACCGCCAAGCAAUUGCUCGACAUUACAGAUUGCAGGGAUUUGGUGACUAUCCAAGCCAUCGUCUUCAUGAUCCUCUUCCUGCAGUCUUCCGCCAAAUUACCCACUUGCUACGCAUAUCUUGGUAUUGCCCUGAGGGCGUGUUGUCGGCUCGGCCUGCACCGCAAUUUGCCCAUCAAUUUCAACCCCAUCGAGUCGGAGGAGCGGAAGCGAAUAUUCUGGCUGGUGCGGAAACUAGACUGUUACGUGGGUGCUGUGCUCGGACUGCCCCAGAUGUUGAGCGACGACGACAUCGACCAAGAGUUCCCUGCCGAGGUCGACGACGACUACGUUACCGAGCAGGGCAUCUUACCCAUGCCACCUGGCACGUUUCCUCUGUUGAAAGCGACGAACGCCCACACGAGGCUGACGAUGCUUUUGCGAAAGGUUGUUCGGUAUAUCUACCCUCUGAAAACUCCAGGGAACUCCACGGCCGAGCCCGUCUACAGCAUCAGCCACAAAAAGAUCCGUGAGCUUGAAAGAGAUCUGCAGAACUGGAUGGAUCAAUUGCCGAGCGAGUUGCGGCCUUCGGACAAUGCUGGACGAGAGCUCUCGAGGGUCCAACAACAUCUGCGAAUAAGCUACGCUCACGUUCAAAUGAUGGUCUAUCGACCAUUUAUCCAUUAUGUAUCUCAAGCAUGCCAGGCGCGGAACGUGGAUAAGAGGAGCUUUGCUUGCGCCGCGGCAUGUAUCAGCGUUGCAAGGAACAUUGUUCACAUAACCAGCGAAAUGAAGAAGCGAGGCUUAUUGGUAGGAUCCUACUGGUUCGUCAUGUACACGACCUACUUUGCCAUCCUAUCACUUGUAUUUUUCGUCAUCGAGAAUCCAAACAACCCCACAAGCACUGAGAUCCUCAAAGACGCAAAGGAAGGACGGGACACACUAGCAAGCCUGGCAAAGCGAAGCGCGGCUGCUGAUAGGUGUACUGUCAGCCUGACGGGCCUUUUCGAUGUCCUCCCAGAGAAGUUGAAAGAGCGGCGGAGUUCCCUCAACUUCGCUCCAGCGAGCAGUCGCAAGCGCCCUCCACCAGGUCCUGAAGCAGGACCGCCGCAGGAGAGGCAAACUGCGCCGGAUCUCAGCACCCAGGUGGGCUCUCGGGAACACUCAGCAACGCCCAGCAGAGCAAGAACGUUGCCUUCCGAUUAUCUGGCCAAGCUCGCGAAAAGAAACUCUCUGCCCGAUCCUGUCAUGUCGAGUUUCUCGGAGCAAAUGCAGAGUGCUCAGCUGAUGGGAUUCCACAGCCCGUCGGCGUCCUCGCCCAUGUCGCCGAACUAUCAGUAUACGCCGCACCUGGGCAAUGCCCAAAUCCCCGAUUUAAAGAAUGUCAUGUUCCCCAGCGACAACCCCUUUGCUUAUCCUAAUCAACCGAUGAGCGCCCUCGAAUCGGUCGAUGGGCACUACGCGUUCUCCGAGUCGAGCAUGACGCCCAACGAGGCGAAUAUCUUUGGCACCCCGAGCAGCAGCAGCCAUCAGAUGCCCAUACCCACCCCUCAUUUUGGUAGUUACGAUUACCCUUUCCAGCAGACCUUGGGGGGCAACCCCAGCUUAGCACCGCAAUUCGGCAGCCAGGCCGGGCGCGACUUCAACGCGCCGUUCACAGACAUUCUUAUGCACAACGCCCUUGGGACCGACAUGAACCAUCUCGGCGGCGUCCCGAACACGACAGAAUCGAUGACCAUGGGAGGCGACGCCGGCGCCUCGACGAAUCCAGACGAUUACUGGAAACACAUCAACGGAGGGCAGAUCGGCCUCGGAGCUGGGCUGCCACAGGGGGUGCAGGCGAGCGUGGAUUACUUUGGCACAGAGAGUUGGAACUCAGCUUGGGCCGAGCAGCAUUACGGCAACAGCAACACCCAGCAGUGACGAUCGGCAUAUAUCUGGCGCAUGGGAGUCUUUCUAUUUGACAUGACAUCAGGCAUGGUGACGAGAGCUUUUUUUGUUUUGGCAAAAUGCGCAGAUUUUAUUAUGAUGAUACCACAGAUUGAUCGGGG